AAGGAAGGUGCCAGGCUGCUGCAGGGGAUUUCAUACCUACCCCAGCUGCUCUCAGACCGCGCUCAGCUGGAAGGUUUCUGCUGCUGUAAGCAAAAAUGCCAGCGAGAUCCACGGCUCAGCUGGCGUGGCUCUGCAUUGUCACCGUGUCCGUGGCAACCUCCCCGGCCCUGCUGCAGAGACCUCCCAAGAGGAGAACCCUCAGCAACAACGGCAACGCUCAGCCCAAGGUGCCGGGCUGCUGCGAGGAGGUCAGGGAGCUCAGGCUGCAGGUGGCCAACCUGAGCAGGAUGCUGCAGGAGCUGAGCAAGAAGCAGGAGGGGGACUGGGUGAACGUGGUCAUGCAGGUGAUGGAGCUGGAAGGCAGCACCAAGCAGAUGGAGUCGCGGCUCAUCGACGCCGAGAGCAAAUACUCCGAGAUGAACAACCAGAUCGACAUCAUGCAGCUCCAGGCGGCCCAGACGGUCACACAGACGUCAGCUGUAGAUGCUGUCUAUGACUGCUCGUCGCUUUACCAGAGGAACUACCGAAUUUCUGGAGUUUACAAGCUACCCCCAGAUGAAUUUUUGGGGAUUCCAGAUCUGGAGGUGUUCUGUGACAUGGAAACAGAUGGAGGUGGCUGGACUAUCAUCCAAAGACGCAAAGUUGGUUUGACAUCGUUCAACAGGGACUGGAAACAAUACAAGGAAGGAUUUGGAAAUAUUCGGGGAGAUUUUUGGCUGGGAAAUGAAAACAUCUACCGGCUCUCCAGACGCCCCACUGUCCUGAGAGUGGAGCUGGAGGACUGGGAAGGCAACACACGUUAUGCCCAGUACCAGCAGUUCACCCUGAGCAAUGAGAUCAACAGCUACCGGCUGUUUGUGGGGAACUACAGCGGGAACACCGGGAGAGACUCCCUGCGGUACCACAACAACACGGCCUUCAGCACGAAGGACAAGGACAACGACAAGUGUGUGGAUGACUGUGCCCAGUUCCGCAAAGGUGGCUAUUGGUACAAUUGCUGCACAGAUUCCAACCUGAACGGGGUUUACUACCGAAAGGGAGAGCACACCAAGAACAUGGAUGGCAUCACCUGGUACGGGUGGCACGGAUCCACCUACUCCCUGAAGAGAGUCGAGAUGAAGAUCCGGCCGGAGGAUUUCAAACCAUAGAGGGAACCAGAGCUGGAUUAUUCAGCUCCACGGUGCCACUGCACAGAAGGUGGGCAAUGGACAGCCAAGUAAUUGUUCCUUUCAUCUAAUCUGUGUGACAGCCACGCCCUGGCCACGCACAC
Pseudopipra pipra is the source of this 1270-nucleotide messenger RNA. RefSeq names its product angiopoietin like 7 (gene ANGPTL7). The record is from RefSeq and is a predicted model, not a curated record. Lineage: Eukaryota; Metazoa; Chordata; Aves; Passeriformes; Pipridae. The transcript is spliced from 5 exons. Bases 96 to 1148 code for a protein of 350 amino acids.